Salarias fasciatus (jewelled blenny) is the source of this 4429-nucleotide messenger RNA. RefSeq names its product homeobox containing 1 b (gene hmbox1b). Gene Ontology annotation, cellular component: nucleus. The transcript has 10 exons. The record is from RefSeq and is a predicted model, not a curated record. NCBI's taxonomy places the organism in Eukaryota, Metazoa, Chordata, Actinopteri, Blenniiformes, Blenniidae. The coding region runs from base 181 to 1707 and encodes 508 amino acids. Gene Ontology annotation, biological process: positive regulation of DNA-templated transcription. Gene Ontology annotation, molecular function: double-stranded telomeric DNA binding.
UUGUCAGACAGACAAAGCGGAGAGGCAAAUAAUUCGCCUCUGAUUAGAAAUCCUUGGAAAAGGGUCGGACGGGGCACUGUUAUCACACCGCUGUGUCGCGGCUGCAGCCAAACCACACAAGCGGCUCUCUGCUCCGGUUCCGAAGUUAGAUGGUGAAGCGGACGAUCUGAAGCGAGCAGGAUGUCUGAGUUCAGCGAGGAGCCGCGCUUCACCAUCGAGCAGAUAGAUCUGCUGCAGCGGCUGCGCCGCACCGGCAUGACCAAGCAGGAGAUCCUGCACGCGCUGGAAACUCUGGACCGGCUGGACCGGGAGCACGGUGACAAGUUCGGCCGCCGCACCUCUUCCUCCUCCUCCGCCUCCUCUUACGGAGUAGGCGGGGUCAACAGCUGCACCAACAACUCUGCCUCCAACGCCGCCGCCGCCACCACCACGUCAUUCAUCAAUAACAACACUGCCUCGGCAACGACCACCUCUUCCACCGUUUCCUGCAACGGCGAAGGCGGCGCCGGCGAUGGAGCCGCCGCCGCCACCUCUUCCAUGACCUCCAAAAUCUCCACAGCCACGCAGACGCAGUUCAACAGUAGCAGCGGCGGGGUCGGCGGCGGGCUCUCUCCCAGCAACAGCUACGAUACCUCCCCUCCGCCGGGGCCACCGCCGCCCUCCGCCAUCCUGCCGUCGCCCGUGUCGCUGGUGGCGCUGUCGCAGAACGGCCGCGACAGCCUGGCUGCGACCCCCAACGGGAAGCUGUCCCCUCCGCGGUACCCGGUGAACAGCGCGGCGGCGGCACGGGCGUUCGGCUUCGAGGCCACGGAGGAAGAUCUGGACAUCGACGACAAAGUGGAGGAGCUGAUGAGGAGGGACAGCAGUCUGGUGAAAGAGGAGAUCAAAGCCUUCCUGGGGAACAGGAGGAUCUCUCAGGCAGUGGUGGCACAAGUUACCGGCAUCAGCCAGAGCAGGAUCUCCCACUGGCUGCUGCAGCACGGCUCCGACCUGAGCGAGCAGAAGAAGAGAGCCUUCUACCGCUGGUACACGCUGGAGAAAACCACCCCAGGUGCCACGCUCAACAUGCGGCCCGCCCCGCUGCCCCUGGAGGACAUGGAGUGGCGGCAGACCCCGCCCCCGCUCACCACGGCCCCCGGCACCUUCCGCCUGCGCCGGGGAAGCCGCUUCACCUGGAGGAAAGAGUGCCUGGCCGUGAUGGAGAGCUACUUCAACGACAACCAGUAUCCAGACGAGGCCAAGCGGGAGGAGAUCGCAAACGCCUGCAAUGCUGUCAUUCAGAAACCAGGGAAGAAGCUGUCGGACUUGGAGAGAGUCACCUCCCUCAAAGUUUAUAACUGGUUCGCCAAUCGUCGCAAAGAGAUCAAGAGGCGGGCCAACAUUGAAGCCACAAUCCUGGAGAGUCACGGGAUCGACGUGCAGAGCCCGGGCGGACACUCCAACAGCGACGACAUCGACGGGAACGAUUUCUCAGAGCAGGCCUGUGACCUGCCUUAUUUUGACAAGAGACCCCUCAGCCGACCGUUUGGCCUUUACAGACUGGAGCCCACCUCACCCACACAGGACGACAGCGCGGCGCACAGCGAGCACCAGGACCCCAUCUCUCUGGCCGUGGAGAUGGCCGCCGUCAACCACACCAUCCUGGCCCUGUCCCGGACCGGGGGCGUCCCCAACGACAUCAAGACGGAGUCCCUGGAGGACGAAUGAGGCGUGUCGCAGGGAGGGUGCGAGAGCGGAGAGGGGGGGGCCGCAAAAAGAAGAACGACCGCCGUGAAGCUACUUAGUAAACCGGCCUGCAGUGGGCCGGUUCCCUCCUCGUUGCCCCUCCUCCAGCGUCGUCCAUGUAAGCAGUAAAUACCCCCGUUACCCACCUCACCCCUCGCAGCAGGUGAAACAAGCAGCUGUGAUCUGAACAGUUGGACCUUUGUACACUCACAGGAUACCUCCUCCCUCUCCUCCCCUGACCCCCCGGUGGUCCGAGCCGCUCCUCAGUCUAUCUCACCUCAACGUCAACCUCAGAAAAAGUAACGUGUACUGUAUAUAUAUAAUGGAUAUAUAUGGUUCUUAUGGUUCUCAGUCACACUCAGCUCAUGGUGUCCAUCCACCUCCUGACCUUCCUCAAAGUCGCCUCGUCAUUGUGCAAUUCAUCAGGAGAGGGAGACGCUCCGACGGGAACACUCCCCUCUGGAACAGAGCAACGUCCUUCUAGAGACAGACCCCCUGGGGAGCAGUCAUCUCCGAGACAGAGCUGCGUUCCCUCGGGGAACGGUUCUCUUGGAGACAGAGCAGCUUCCCCUUGAGGAACGCUUCUCUUGGGGAACAGGCCCCUCGACAAGAUAGAGCUACGUUCCUUUGGGAACAGAGCCUCGUCCCCUCCUCCACCGACAGACCGAACUGUCACAGUCUCCUCCACGGUCUUCGAUCCUCAUCGGACGGCUUUCUGUUCCUUUUUUUUUUUUUUCUUCUUCUUCUUCUUCUUCUUCUUACCGUCAAGCUGCUACUUUGGAUAAAAACCGAACACCCCUCGAAAGUCUCCGCUGAAAGGAAAGUAGCCUUAAUUUCAGCCGUUUCUUUUCUUUAUUGCAGUUUACGCAGGCUCUCCGGACAACACGCACCUCAGAGAAGUUACUCCGUGCACAACGAAAACCUCACCAUCCCGCCAGAUUGAAGGUUUCUAUCCAACUUCAGCAGCGGUUUGAGUUCCUCCACUUUGCUCUUCCUCCUCGUUUCAGCCUCACGCCAUCGUCUGGCCUUUGUAUUUAUCUCCCCAGUGAUACUGUUAAGUACUGGAGGCUAAGAGGAUCAAUUUAGGGUCAAUGUGCUAGCUAACUUUGUUAGCUAACUUUGUAAGCUAAUCCAAUAAGGGGAAAUGUGCUUUGUUUUAAAUGUCGUCCAUGCCAAAGGAAAAGAUGCUAAGCUAAGACUGAUCUGAAAACGGAGUAAUCCAAAGCGAUUUCUACUCACUCCUUUGGCGUUCGGAAGUCUUUCUUCAUGUUCAGUGAAGCAGCUCGAGCCGUUGGUGGCUCGAUACUACAGCAGGCCUGUGUCAGUACAGCUAGGUAUUAGCAAGCCAGACAUAUAAAGUAAUACCCCGAAGCUAUUUACUACUUCUGUGACGCUGCCUCUUUAUAUUAGCCUAAGUAAUGUGCUUUUGUAAUAUCAGAGAUAUGAAAUCAGACUAAAUCCACACUGGAAAUAGUUAAAAAAUAUCAAGAGCUUUGGAGGCAUUUUUUAAGAAAUGAUAAACUAUAUUAGCCUCAAAGGUAAACUCACCAACCCGGAAGGGAAUCUGGGACGCAACGACACUUGAAGUGGUGAUAUUAGAUAUUAUUUUUCUUUGUGUUUGUGCUCUGAACAAAUCGUCUCCAAAACCAUUUCUGGACCUAUUUUGGCGGGAAAAUUUAAACCGAUUAUUUGCAUUUCUUGAGUAAAUCGCAAUGCUUGAAAUUGAACUCUGAGCGAGAAAAGAAAUUUGAAAGAAAUGUGUGCGUUUUAUGGGAAAACAACCACUUUAUUUGCCAAGAGUUAGAGGGAUAUCUUUUACGACUGUACGCUAAAUAUGACGCUAGAGCUAACAUUCUCACCAAAUAACACUGGAAUGGCUAGGUGCAGAUUUCUUCAGAAGAUACAUUUAUGUAUUUGUUUUUAACGGUGUCCCCACAAGACUGAGUUAAGAUUUUAUACGUCCUAAAGCAACUCUUUGAUACGUUAAAUCUCAAGCUAGCAUUAGCUUAGCAUAUUUAGUCCCAAUAUUAGAAGUGUAUCUGAAGUUAUUCGUGACCUGUGAAGCUAGACGUCAGCUGAGCGCCAAGUCUAAAUCAGAAGUGGGUUAGUUUUUUCAAAAGGAUAAGAAAAAAAAAAUCUUUAAAGUUUAGCUGUUAGUUUUAGCACCAUGUUAAUAGUUUAUGGCUUAUGGGCGCUAGCUUGAGCUUAGCACCAGCGCAUUAUAACUCAUAUAAACGUAAAUGAACGCUUUAAACAUGAGAGUGUGUCACUGGAGGUUUUCUGAGAUUGUUGAACUGCCCCUCGACAGCAGAGCGUCCUUUAGCGUCACAUUUAGCGUACAGCCUUGAGAGCGCCAACGACCGUCAAGCAGGCAAAGUGAAAGAGCACAUUUCCCGAACUCGGCGCGUUCCUUCUAAAGGAACUCCCGCCUCUGCGAUGGUUUUGGAGAGCUGGGAAAGUAUUCUACACGGCGGGAAUCGAACCGAGGCCCGCGACCCCGUCCCGACACUCAAAGUGUUUCCAUCGGGCGGCCGGUCGACGUGUCGCCACCUCCCAGUCUGGGUUUUAGUCUAGUGAAGCUAAUUUAACUGUGUGAAGCUGCGAUCCAGCGAUCCGCUCUGGGACCUGUUUCCAAAAGAAGGGUUGAAAGAUAAACACAAUAUGUAUUUAUACUCAUUUUUUUAUGGUAAUGUACAAAAAAAAA